GAGGCCAGUUGCCCUGUACAAGGCAGCUCCUGUAAUCCUAACCCCACCUAACCUCACACCCGUGAAUUUAUCCAACUUCUUGACUGUAUCUAUGGUAUUGGCACCCACAACAUGACUGCUAAGUCUGUUUCAUUCAUCCACCACUGAAUGGAGGAGGAGCAGGCAUUAAGAGGAUAGGGGAGGUAUGAAAUCCAUUCCUUUCCCUCUGCCCCCUUUAAUCACACACAUUUCCUUCUCCCAUACUUGUCACCCUGCCUUUUUCCGCCCUUUAGUUGGGGGCAUACGUUAUACCUGCAUGUGGCCUCGGUGCUCAUCCCCUUACACUCCGUUCAGUCACCCCUCAUGUAUUGCCCACUAACCCUCUUCUCAUUUUCUUUCCCCAAUACUACUUCCCUGUGUAAUCACUCCUGUUUCUUAUGAAAUGCUCCCACACAUAGACUCGUCUCCAAUAAGCCAAUGCUCUCCUCUUAAUGCCUCCCCUUCCUCUUAAUUCUCCCCCCGCUGAUGAACCUGUUUCUGCCCCGUGUCAAGGAGGUGAGGGCAGGCCAGCAGUAGUGAGCCAAGCGCCGCCCGAAUCACCUGUCUCUCCUCUCCUCACCCAGGGCACAGAUGUGGCGAGCUGUGGUGGUGGUGGUGGUGUGCAUGGGUCACAUUACUCAUGCUGAACCAAUAAGGCACCCGGAUGACCCUGCAGCUUCCACUGAGCAAUAUGAGCAACUGAGUACCACACCAAUUAUUGAAGAGACGGAUGAGCCAUAUGGUGCAGCAGAAACCAAGAAGCCAGAUGAGCCACUUGGCCCUACUAUCCUCCUGAGGCCAUAUGAGCUUCGCAGUGGCACCCUGGGCCAAAAAGAGCCAGCGGAGGAUGGCCAGUUGAGGGCACAGCAGAAGGGCCCUGAGCAAAUUACCUCGUCUGGUGAUGAUGAUAACCCAAGCUCUAUUUCUUCUAAGCCACAAGGUACUGGAAUCGCCGCGGCUCAAUAUGGUAUGUGGUCAGGAACGUUUUUAAAACUCAAGUACCCUGACCACUCCGUUGUGCUCCCCCUCACACGGGUUGCUCUAGAAAAAUGUAUGAGACCCGGGCCAUUCCCCAACCCAGAGAACUGCCGAUACUUCAAUUUCUGUGUGCCAUAUGCAUACGACCACAAUGAGUACUGGCAGACCCAACACAUCUGUGACCCUGCCUACAUCUUUGACGACUUCCAGAAAAACUGUGUUCCAGGAGACUGUCAGCCUGUGGUGCUGCACGACCCUCCUCCACCCGGCCCACCCGCACCGGACCUCCCAACACAUUCUUCCCCCCUGUCUGAAACGCCUGAGUGGUUCAACAAAAAUCCUUCCUGGUACAACGAGGCACCCUGGUGGUACCAUGUGCCCCCCCCCUGGUACCAAACCAAGCCCUCCUGGAUAGAAGGAUUAGCAGAACAGACAGGAGCAGACCUUUCUCUCGAGAAGCCAGGAGAGUUUAUCAAGAAUAUUGGGGUAGAUCAUGAUUCAUCUCACAAUGGUGAUGCAACCAAGAAUUUUACCUACUUUGAUGAUAAAAAUAUGAGCAUCCACAUCCCCAUCAAGAUCAUUCAGCAGUGAGUAGUGAGGCAUCAAUGACCUGCUGUCCUGACAAAGGGAAUUCACGCUACACUCACUCUAUUAGCACAAACGGCCAAACAAUUACUGCAGAAUCAAAGCACACUUAAUUCAUAUGUGCAAAAAUGUUAUCUCUUUCACAUUUAAAAAGAGCAAUAAUAAAUAAUAUAUAUAUAUGGGUUAUGGGGAACCACUACUACUGGACAGGGUGUGUUCCAAGAAAAUGGCUGAAUAAUAAAACUGUCAAAUAACAAACCUAUUUUUCCCAUAGGAUUUUAUAGAAAUAGGAAGAGUUAGGCUCCUCACCACCUUAAUAUAAGAAAAUUUCAAAAAAAGGAAAAAUGCCAGUUUUCAUGAAUGCUUCAGGGAGCUCCUGGGAGGGCCAGCCACUGAAACUGCAAACAGGCAUGCAGCUGGACUGUCGCCUCAACAGGGUUACCAAGGUCACACUUUUCUCACCUGAUUGUGCAUUUUCCCACGAGGUUCCAAGAAAAUAUUUGGACAUUGCUGGUUGCUUGCUUUGUAUUCAGCAGAGUUUUCUACUUUUAACAGAUGAUAUUCUGUAGUAUAUUAGAUUCAAAGUUGUUUUCAUGAUCUUGAGCUACAUUUAGCUAUUUUGGGCAUAGAAAUUUUUUAGUAACUUCAUCAGUGAUUUGACAACUGAAAUGGUCAAAGCAGCCUUUAAUCACCUUAAAUGUUUCUUUUGUUGCCAUCAAGGUGGAAGCUUUGUGUCUGUUUGUGUCUACUGGAUGAGAUGGCAGACAACAGUUUUGGCUGAUGGCACCAUUACAGGCUGGCAUCUCUCUGGAGCAUGUGCAUGAUCAUUACAGCCCCACAGUUGCAACACAGCCAUCUGAGACACACACGCACCCACCCACGUUCCCCUCACCCCUAGUCAGCAUCAGUGACAAGUCGCUGAAGUAGUAGGAGGCAUACACUAAAGCUGCAUGUGGCCUUGAUGCUUGCUUUGUCAUGUUGGGCCUUGAGCCUGUGGCAGAAAAUUUACCCACACCCCAGGACACAUAGCCAGUGUGACAUCCUGGUUGUUACAGAUUUACCUUCCCUAGGUUUCCCUAAGUAUCCAUUUAUCAACCAAUCAAAAAGGGAAGGUAAAGAGCUGGGUGGGCUGUGCAACGAGUGCCUGGCCCUGGGUUCAAUCUCAGGCCCGUGAAUUCGUAGCUAGCCAUGCUAACCAUUUCACCACGGAGGUGCCGACAGUCAUUACUAAUACAUUAAUAUCAACUUUUUAUUGUGUACAUAUUACACUUCAAUCUACAGCCCAUCAUGUCUAGCAAGAGGAAGUCUACUUCAGCUGCUGGUCUAGCUAGCAAGAGGGGAAGGGAAGGGAAUACAAUAAAAAUUAUGUUACCUGGUGAAUUCUGAUCUACAUCAAAAUCAAGGUACAACUGGUCAAGAGUCAUACAGCACGGCAGCCACUUAGAGCAAAUUUGCCCAUGCCACUAACAGACUGUGGCCAUCCACUGGCCCCAACAAUAAAACCUACUAGUAUUAUGGGUAGAAAAAAGACCAGAUGGUCUAUUUAUAGUAGGUUUUGAUCGCUGCGUGAUACAUAAGCAAAAUAUCCCACUGAGAGCAAGAUAUUUGUCAUCAAGAAGUUCCCUCCCAGCCAAUGAGAUGGACUGAAACACAGGUGGGUGGGAAGGCUGA
Molecule: messenger RNA, 3252 nt
Organism: Eriocheir sinensis (Chinese mitten crab)
Lineage: Eukaryota; Metazoa; Arthropoda; Malacostraca; Decapoda; Varunidae
Exons: 6
Coding region: 610-1587 (325 amino acids)
Source: RefSeq, a predicted model, not a curated record